GGCGCCUCAAAGGGCGUCGGCGAGGGGCGCGGGUGCGCUGGAAGCUGGGGCAGGGCGCCGGGACGGGAUGCUGUGAAGACUAACCCGCGGCGGCGAUGAGUGCCUCUGCGGCCACCGGAGUCUUUGUGCUGUCCCUCUCGGCCAUCCCGGUCACCUACUUCUUCAAUCAUCUGGCGGCUCAGUGCGAUUCCUGGACAAUUGUAGGGGUUGCUGCCCUCAUCCUGCUUCUGGUAGCCCUGCUGGCUCGUGUUCUCGUCAAAAGAAAAGCGCCCCGGGACCCUCUGUUCUAUGUGUAUGCCGUCUUUGGAUUUACCAGUGUGGUGAACCUCAUCGUGGGCCUGGAACAAGAUGGAAUCAUUGACAGCUUCAUGAUGCACUACUUGAGAGAGGCAGAGCCGUAUCUGAACACUGCAUACGGGCACAUGAUCUGCUACUGGGAUGGGUCAGCUCACUACCUGAUGUACCUGGUGAUGGUGGCUGCCAUAGCGUGGGAGGAGAGUUACAGAACCAUUGGUCUGUAUUGGGUUGGAUCAAUUAUUAUGAGCAUCAUUGUUUUUCUGCCUGGAAAUAUCGUGGGGAAGUAUGGAACACAGAUUUGUCCUGCUUUUUUAUUAAGCAUACCAUAUACUUGUCUUCCUGUCUGGGCUGGCUUCAGAAUCUACCAUCAGCCACCUGAAAAUUAUAAUUAUCCUUCAAAGGUUGUCCAAGAAGCUCAAGCCAAGGACUUGCUGAGAAGACCGUUUGAUUUCAUGUUGGUCGUGUGCCUCGUCCUGGCAGCUGGAUUUUGUUUGUUUAGAGGCUUGAUUGCUUUGGAUUGCCCCGCUGAGCUUUGCCGAUUAUAUACGCAACUUCAAGAACCCUACCUAAAGGAUCCUGCUGCAUAUCCUAAAAUUCAGAUGCUGGUCUAUAUGUUCUAUUCUCUCCCUUAUUUUGUGAUCGCACUUUAUGGCUUAGUGGUUCCUGGAUGUUCUUGGAUGCCUGACGUAACCCUGAUACAUGCUGGAGGUCUAGCUCAGGCUCAGUUUUCCCACAUUGGUGCUUCUCUUCAUGCUAGAACUGCUUAUGUCUACCGAGUCCCUGAAGAAGCGAAACUUGCUUUUUUAAUAUUAAACAUAGCCUAUGGAAUUCUUCCUCAGCUUUUGGCCUAUCGUUGUAUCUACAAACCCGAGUUCUUCAUAAAAACAAAGGCCGAUGAAAAAGUUGAAUGA
Chrysochloris asiatica (Cape golden mole) is the source of this 1208-nucleotide messenger RNA. It is a transcript of the gene TM6SF1, whose product is annotated as transmembrane 6 superfamily member 1. The coding region runs from base 96 to 1208 and encodes 370 amino acids. The record is from RefSeq and is a predicted model, not a curated record. Gene Ontology annotation, cellular component: lysosomal membrane. Lineage: Eukaryota; Metazoa; Chordata; Mammalia; Afrosoricida; Chrysochloridae. The transcript has 10 exons.